This is a messenger RNA of Dentiscutata heterogama, 282 nucleotides long. The record is from the annotation of a GenBank genome assembly. Lineage: Eukaryota; Fungi; Glomeromycota; Glomeromycetes; Diversisporales; Gigasporaceae.
AUGGCAUUUGAAAAAUUUAAAUCUAGAACAUUACAGUCAAAAUGGACAAAAUUAUUUGUUCUUACUUCAGCUUUGCAACUUAUUAUUAUUAUAGCAUUGGAGGGGCGUGUGCUUCAGCGAAAUAAUGCUUUUCGAUACAAAAUACUGAGUCAAAAUAAUACAAUCACCAACGAAACAAAUUGUAAUCUCGAUCCUUCAUAUGACAGAAUGUUUAAUAUUGAGUCGGAAAAUGUAGUUUUUAUAGUUUUUCAACUCUUUCAGCUAUUUCUAUGCAUGAACGCG